AGCUGGUCAGACUUCAUUACCAUCAGUCAUUUUAAUAGACUAGACUUCAAUACAUGUUUUAUUGUGCCAAGUUAGUUAGCUAAUUUGAGCUCGCGCCACGGCCUGCUUCAUACGCAGGUGUCCACGUCGAAGCAGCGCGUGCCCCUGCAUUGUUUGACUUGAUUAGCUAAAAGUAGCAAUUAAAUGUUAGUGUCACGACACGAGCUGUGAACAAAAUGGACGACUGGGACGAAGGGGAAGCUACUAGUACUACCACACUAACCAGCCACAACCCAACUGAAGGCAUGCAAGGAGGCUCCUGGAAUACUUCCAGUGGCGAAUAUGGAAGGGGUCGUGGUGGAAGAGGAAGAGGAGGAGGAGGCUUUAAAAGUGCGUUCUCUUCAGGUGCGGAUGAGAAUGAGAAUGGGGAUGAUGGGGGCAACUGGAACAAUGCAGGAGGAGAAAGAGGUGGUUUAAGAGGUAGAGGAGGCCGAGGCCGUGGCAGAGGAUUUGGUAGAAUGGAUCGCAGUGAAUUCACUGGAGAUGAUGGAGUGUCCGAAAAUGGCUUUAGAGGAGGCAGAGGAGGAAGAGGAAGAGGAGGAGGAGGAGGAGGUUUCAGAUCAGGUGGUGACCAGGGUGGCAGAGGAGGCUUUGGAGGAGGGGCAGACAAAGAAAAUAAGGAUGAAAGUGAUGGUGACCGACCCAGGGUCACGUACAUUCCCCCGACCCUGCCUGAAGACGAAGAGUCCAUUUUUGCCCACUAUAAGACAGGCAUCAACUUUGACAAGUAUGAUGACAUCAUGGUGGAUGUUAGCGGAACCAAUCCACCGCAGGCUAUCAUGACUUUUGAUGAGGCAGCAUUGUGCGAGUCCCUGAGAAAAGCCGUCACCAAGUCUGGUUACGUGAAGCCAACCCCUGUACAGAAGCAUGGGAUUCCAAUCAUCUCUUCUGGCAGAGAUCUCAUGGCCUGUGCUCAGACUGGAUCUGGUAAAACGGCUGCAUUCCUGCUCCCUAUUCUGCAGCAGCUGAUGACAGACGGUGUGGCUGCCAGUUCCUUCAGUGAGCUGCAGGAGCCUGAAGUCCUCAUCGUGGCCCCAACCAGGGAGCUCAUCAACCAGAUUUACAUGGAGGCCCGGAAGUUCUCCUAUGGGACAUGUGUGCGUCCAGCAGUGGUCUAUGGUGGAGUUAGCACUGGACACCAAAUAAGGGAAAUCUCAAGGGGGUGCAACCUGCUGUGUGGAACACCGGGGAGACUGUUGGAUGUGAUUGGAAGAGGAAAGAUUGGGUUGAGUAAGCUGCGGUACUUCGUGCUAGAUGAGGCUGACCGGAUGUUGGACAUGGGUUUUGAACCUGACAUGCGCCGUUUGGUGGGCUCCCCUGGAAUGCCAACCAAAGAGCACCGCCAGACUCUGAUGUUCAGUGCCACUUACCCCGAGGACAUCCAGAGGAUGGCUGCUGACUUCCUGAAAACAGACUACUUGUUUUUGGCUGUGGGUGUGGUGGGUGGAGCCUGCAGUGAUGUGGAGCAGACAUUUGUCCAAGUCGCAAAGUUCUCCAAGAGGGAGCAACUCCUUGACAUCCUGAAGACAACUGGAACGGAGCGCACCAUGGUGUUUGUGGAGACCAAGAGACAAGCUGAUUUCAUUGCUUUGUACUUGUGCCAGGAGGAUGUUCCAACAACCAGCAUUCAUGGUGACCGUGAGCAGCGGCAGCGGGAGCAGGCUCUGGCAGACUUCCGCUCCGGCAAAUGUCCAGUCCUGGUAGCUACCUCUGUAGCUGCCCGCGGUCUGGAUAUUCCUGAUGUACAGCACGUAGUGAAUUUUGACCUCCCCAACAACAUUGACGAAUAUGUCCACCGUAUUGGGAGAACUGGCCGCUGUGGUAACAUUGGGAGAGCAGUGUCUUUCUAUGACCCAGAUGCUGAUGGCCAGUUGGCUCGCUCGCUGGUCACAAUCCUGUCCAAGGCCCAGCAGGAAGUGCCCUCAUGGUUAGAAGAGUCUGCGUUCAGCGGCCCGGGAGCCACAGGCUUCAACCCCUCCAUGAGGAACUUUGCCACCUCAGACUCCAGAAAGGGUCAACAUGGAGGAUCUUUUCAGGACAACGGUGUGACGAGCCAGCCGGCUGCUCAGGCUGCAGCUGACGAUGAUGACUGGGAGUAGAGGGAAUAACACCCACACUUCAAUGACCUCAGUUUUUCUUUGCAGAUGUUCAGCUUGUUGUAGUUUUAUCACUGUUUUUGUUUAAAGGAGAAAACUUGUUUGUCUCAGCCUGUACAAAGUUUAAAAAUGUCAAGUGAGAUGUUAAACGUUGAAACCAGUGAUAACUUUUCAGACUUCACUGAGCAGCAGAUUGUGGAAAUUUUAUUUUUUUUUAAUCACUUGCAUAUAACAUGGUAAAGAAACAUGUAAGGCUGUUAUAUUCCAACUCUAAUUUGUUUCCUAUGAGGAUUAAAAAAAAGAAUAAAUAAGGAUUUGUUCAGA
This is a messenger RNA of Larimichthys crocea (large yellow croaker), 2459 nucleotides long. It is a transcript of the gene ddx4, whose product is annotated as DEAD (Asp-Glu-Ala-Asp) box polypeptide 4. The record is from RefSeq and is a predicted model, not a curated record. NCBI's taxonomy places the organism in Eukaryota, Metazoa, Chordata, Actinopteri, Sciaenidae. The coding region runs from base 216 to 2138 and encodes 640 amino acids. The transcript is spliced from 22 exons. Gene Ontology annotation, molecular function: ATP binding; nucleic acid binding; RNA helicase activity.